Molecule: messenger RNA, 3459 nt
Organism: Amphiprion ocellaris (clown anemonefish)
Lineage: Eukaryota; Metazoa; Chordata; Actinopteri; Pomacentridae
Gene: nat8l2
Product: N-acetyltransferase 8-like 2
Exons: 2
Coding region: 247-918 (223 amino acids)
Molecular function (GO): N-acetyltransferase activity
Source: RefSeq, a predicted model, not a curated record
CUGGUUGAAAUAACCACUUUGAAAACGGGUCCUGUAGACCACGUUUUUUUUUCGUGUGUCUCGGUGUCUUUUACGGCUGUACUUUGACCUAACGUACAUCCAGACAUAAAAUCGAGGAAAAGGCUGAUAUUUUCGUUCUCGUCCUGGUUGUGUUUUGAACUAUUUAAACUUCCUCAGAGCUUCUCCUCCGCUAACAUUAUAAGGACCGUUAGCCGUCAAAGACCGAUCUGUGCAACUCUUCUCAUCAUGCAGCUGGUGAUCCGUCGGUAUCGUCCCUCAGAUAAGGAUACAGUGCUGACCCUGUUCAGCAUCGGCAUCCGGGAGCACAUCGGUCCAUGUUUCCGCAACGCCAUGACCAGCCCUCUCUACCUCGCCAUCACCCUGGCUCUGUGUGUUGCUGGACACCUCCUUGGCUCUGUGUUGGGGGCUGUGCUGUUACCUGCAGUAUGGGUGGGCCUCAUCUACUACUGCUCUUAUGAGCUCUAUGACAGCUACGUCAGAGAGAGACUUCGGACAGACAUGCAGGACAUCCCUGGAAACUAUCUGAGCAGACCAGAUGACUGUUUCUGGGUGGCUGAGGCUGAGGUUGAUGGGAGGCCGCAGGUCCUCGGUAUGGUGGCUGUAAUGGCCAAACACAGCGGGAAGGAAAAACACGGGGAGCUGUUCAGAAUGAUCAUCUCACAGCAAUGCAGACGCCUGGGUCUGGGCCUCAGGUUGGCUCAGACUGGGGUUGACUUCUGUAAGGAACGAGGAUUCUCCAAGGUGGUGCUGGAGACUAGCUCCACCCAGACGGCUGCUAUGGCCCUGUACAACAAACUGGGGUUCAGCAUUGUGGGCUCACACACCGCAACAGAGGCUCCGUCAUGGGUUGUAUCGCUGGCCAAAGUCACAGUUGUUAGAAUGGAAAAACUCCUGUAGGCCUAAAGUAGCCCUCAUCAACGGAUGUUAUGUUCCUGCUCAGUUCCUCUGACAGUAGUUGAAGCUUUUGCACUGAUAAUACUUCACUGAAAGCAUUAUGUAUAGGCUAUGAGUCACACCAAAACACUUUAGGCGCUUUUCCACUAGCACCUACUCGACUUGACUCGAAUCAGUUUUCCAUUACAAUUGCAGUGUUUCCUCUACAUUCAUUUAGGAGUGACGGGCCGCCAUUCCUAAAUCCUAGCCACCACUCCUUCAAAUUUCUUUAUUUUUUAAAAAAAUUUUUAUUGUUGCAAAUACACCACCGUUGCAUGUUUCUACCUUCGCAGCAGAGGGUCGGAUACUCGCAUGUACUAAGGUAAACUACAGAUAACUAUCUUGCUCAGUAUCUACUCUUUGGGGGGUAGAUACGAUGUUAAUUACUCGCAGGAGCGCAGCCUUGAAAGUGGUCAGAGUCAGAGGAGUGUCGUCUUGGAAAAUUGGGCAGGGACUUACCGGAGAAAAAUUAUUAGCUUAAGAUAACUCAUAUAGAUUUUACAAGUUAAACAGACAUUUGCAAAAUAUUGAUGGCCAGCUAACGUUAUGUAACAUAUCAGUAGCUUAAGUUAAUUGGGCCCGGUGCCAACUCAGUGUCGCUGAGGUGAGUAAACUAAUUGAUAGCAUUAAGCUAAUAUCUACAUGCCAUGAUGUAACUGCUGACUGCAUUUUCAGAUGAGCUUGUUCAAAAUUAUUAUUUUUUUUUAAUAUUUACAUUCAGCUGUUAAAAAGCUAUUUUCAACUGGCCAUUCAAAAAAUAGGUUGCGCAAGUAAAAUCUGCAGCAAGUGUCAUUUGUUUACGCCGCCACGGCUUCCUGAGAGCCUGCCACCACUGCUGAAAAAAAUCCUAGAGGAAACACUGCAAUUGAGUACCACCUCAUCGUGGGUGAAGUCGUCAUAGCACGGUGGUCCGACCAAUGAGGCGAUGGUACACCUGCUGCUCGGUCUGUGGCUUUUUGUCAGAUUCAAAGUAAAAGAAGAGAGUCAGAGAAAGCUGAGGAGAACAGGAGAGUUUGGGAGGCGAUACAGCAGUAUCAAGCCAAAGACAAGAGGAUAUGAACUAGAUGACGUAUGAGGAUAAGGAUAAACUUUAUUGAUCCCACAGUGGGGAAAGUUCACCGUUACAGCAGCUCCAAAGAAAAAGUAUAAAGGCAGUGCAGGAAUAGAUAAGAAAAAGAAACAGUGCAAAAAUUGCAGAAAAAAAAACCAUUAUAUACAGAUGUUUUUUUCUUCUUAUAAAUAUGUAGAAGAUUAUAUACAAGAGGACAAGUUAAUGCUAGUUCGCUACAGUUAUCAUAUAUCAGUCCCAUGUACGACCCUGUAAUGGCUGCAAUUUAUCACUAUUAGGUAUUAAAAUAUGCAUGCUGUGUAGUGUCAUCGCUCCCUGUCCAAUCAGUGGCCUGCACUCUGUAGACGUCACAUUGUCGGCUCGACUCAGCUCUCUUGGAAUCCCAGCCAAGUAGGAACUAAAAUAGUACCCGGUACCAGAUACUACGUCCUAAUGGAAAACCUCACAAGAGUCGAGCUGAGUAAGUGCUAGUAGAAAAGCGCCAUUUGUUUAAGAUACAAACCAAGAAGUAACACUAGCAGGACCAAUUCACAGGUUUACACAUUACAUUCAGCUGCUCAUAUGAGCUCACUGGAGCCUGAUUCAGUCACUUUUCACUGCUGUAAUAUGUGUGGAUGUUUUUAAACUAGAGGCAAGUACUGUAAUUUUAUGCUCAAAUUCUUAUUUUUAAUUGUUUUUUAUACAAAAAAAAUCAAGAAAACACAUUUUUAACACUCACAAGCAUAGACUUUCACUGCAAAACAUUCUCGUUUGCUUACUUAUGCUGGCAGCUCCAAGUCUGCUUUAUUAAAACUUUUAGAAAAAUUCAACCCUCCCAGUCACACUUUUAACUUGAAUGCUGAACAGUAUUUUACAAACUGGUAAUUAUGGCAACACUGAUAUGUCAUUAAUGUAACACGAGACUGAGCUGGAAUUAGAAGCUUAACAGAUCAAUAAGAAUGAAAAAGGACUAACGUCUCCCAGCUACAUGGUGCAACAAGAUCAGCAGAAACUUGAGAAGUAAUAUACAGACAAAUACAUGGUGAGUGUACUGUUACACCAAUCUGCGGUUUACAGUAAAGAACAUUUAGUUUAGAGAUACAUAACGCUGCCUAAUGAUUGGUCAUUAUAGCAGGUGCUUCUAAAAUAAUCUUUUUUCACAGAAGACAUUCCCAUUAAGCACAUUCUUAAGUCUUAAUCAUUUGUUCGAUUUUUAAUCAUUUGUUUGAUUUUUAAUGUUUAAAGAUUAGAAAGUCAUAUUUUUAAACCAUGAAAGCUAAAUUUGGAGAUGAAGCCUGUAUGCCAUAUUGGACUUAAAAUCUACCAAACGUGGUCAUGUAAAGUUUAGUUUCAGACAUGGGAACACUUUGAUGAUUAUAUUAUUGAUUUUGCAUUUGUUUGAUUAUGUGAAGAUACGUGUCCAUAUUGAAAAUAAAUAAAUCAAAGUUAAUAUUGGC